This is a messenger RNA of Gadus chalcogrammus (walleye pollock), 2112 nucleotides long. RefSeq names its product hemicentin-2-like. Gene Ontology annotation, cellular component: plasma membrane. Lineage: Eukaryota; Metazoa; Chordata; Actinopteri; Gadiformes; Gadidae. The record is from RefSeq and is a predicted model, not a curated record. Gene Ontology annotation, molecular function: protein binding. Gene Ontology annotation, biological process: axon guidance; cell adhesion. The coding region runs from base 262 to 2112 and encodes 616 amino acids. The transcript is spliced from 10 exons.
CCCCUGGAACCGGGGAGCCGCCUAAUAGCAUUUACAUCACAAUGAAAUAGCCAAUAUGUGUAAAGUAGCCAAUACGGUAUAUUACCUUGGUUAGUGUAAACAUGCGGACCAUGCCUGGAAAAAGGCGUGCAUAAGACGGGCAUAUUUGGCAGUGUCAAAAUGUUUUCUGAUCCAAUCUUCCCCUAAGAUCUGUCCACUCCACCUCAACAGUACCAGGGGGUACAGUUGACAAUCAAAAAAUGUUCUAUCUUCCUUCCAGGAAUGGACUGGAGGUUUGUCCAGCAGCCCAGAAACAAGACAGUGAAGGAAGGGGAUAACGUUACUCUGGUCUGCCGGGCUCCCAGGAGCCGCCCCCCCGCCCGAGUGUCCUGGGUGAAGGAAGGCAGGCCCCUAGGGCCCCAGGCCCCCCUCACCACAUCCCCUGCUGGAGAUCUUCUCCUCCACAGAGUGCUGAAGGACGAUGCCGGGACGUACUUCUGCAGGGCCUCCAAUCAGCAGCUCAACCGAUCUGUCACAUCGAAAAGAGUAACCCUCACAGUUCUGGCGCCCCCUACGGUGAGUUUGCGGCCUCAGUGGAUGACAUUGCCCCCGGGGGGGUCUCUGCGGCUGCAGUGCGAUGUGGGGGGUCUCCCUCCUCCCUCCAUCAGGUGGUACAAGAGAGGUCCGUCCACGCAGACCGGGGGAAAAGUCACCAUGGGACAGAGAAACAGCAGCCUGUACAUCCUGUCUGUGAGGAACUACGACGAGGGAGUGUACACGUGUGAAGCCACCAACAUCCUGGGUCAAGACCGCCAAACUGCCACAAUAAGGGUCACCGUGAUGCCCGUCAUCGUGGGCUUUUCUGGGCAGGUGAGCAGCCGGCUGGGGGCCCCUGUGGAGCUGCCCUGCAGAGCGGUGGGGGUCCUGCCCAUCACGUACACCUGGACCAGAGACAACACAACGGGCCCCCACACAUCAACCACCACCACCACCAUCACAGACGAUGGAGCUCUGAGGAUGUCUGCUGUGCGGUGGACCGACGCAGGUGACUACUACUGUAGGGCAGAGAACCAGGCCGGGAGCGACCGGAUACACACUGUCCUCCUUAUCAUAGAUGAGAACCGCGGGGGUGACACCCGAGAGCAGAGGAGAAUGAGUUGGUCUGCUAGGACAAAUACUAACAAGGAACUCCCAGCUGUCCAAAUCAAUGGUUCAAUUCUUAAAAAUCACUCUAGGAUCAACCAUGGCUCACAUUCAGUGAUGUACACGGAACCCAUCACCCACAGGACGGACUUAACUUUUACAUCACUAAAAGAGGCUCUAUUCAGAGAACUACACCCGCCAGGGUCACCUGACUACCUGCACCUGCUGGCCCUGCCAGAGGACCAGGCAACCCAGCCUGAGACCCAGCCAACCCAGCCUGACAUCCUGCCAGCAAAGUCUGACACCCAUCCAGCCCAGACUGACACCCAGCCAGCCCAGCUUGACCGCCUGCCAGCCCAGCUUUCACCCAACAGUCAGAUACUGCAACCUCCCCCUUCAACCGUAGACCCCCAUACCCUUGACCAAAUGGGUCCCCCGCCACAUGUUUCAUCUCCGUAUUCUGAGUCCUACAUUCUCAAUAGCCCAGCACCAGGACACAAGGACACUGGGACACCAGCGCACCGGGACACCGGCACUCCAGGACACCAGGACACCGGGCUCCUAGCGACCACCAGCCAAACCCUUCCUCACCACUCCUUCGCUCAUUAUCAUUUAACCAAGAUAUCCACCGCUAGGCAACUCCAGAACGUUGCUGGCGAGACGUCGGCGAAGCAGAGUGGCGAAGAUAAGGAAGUAUCCCUCUAUCACAUGGAUCCACCGGCACCGCCAGAGAGGAUGGGAGCCAGCCUCAUAUCCUUCCCUAAGUCGGUGUUUCCUCUCACUAGGUCUUCAGACUCGACAGAGCCCACUACAGCGUUUGUCACCAAUAGAGAUAAUCUGCCGCCCCCAGUGAACCGCCUCGGACCCACUCAGGAGCCCAGCUUAAUCAUCCUCCUACCAAGGGGUCCCUCGUGGUGUCACACCUCGCUCAAGACCCACAUGGGAGUCCUGGAGAUUUGGCACAGGCCGCCCUCGCUAACCAUGGCUUGA